CCGAUGUGGCCCCUUAAGAGCUGCCGCCGGCAACUGUGAUUAACUCCCUCGAACCUACUUACAGAUAACAAACAUGCAAGAUUUUAACUUACCACCUAGACUGGGCUCGAUGCAGCCGCCUCACACGCAGGACAGCGGCCGCGCCCGCGAUUCCCUCGACGAGACCUGCUCCAACUACGAAUACGAACUUGGAGAUAGACAACCCAUCGAGGAGCUGGUGGCCAGGAGCCAGAAUGUGCUCGACGGACUCAAGGAUGGCUCCGUUGCUCAGCAGCCCGAGUACGAGGCCAACUCGGAGGGCGAGUACGAGGUCGAUAGCGACUAUGGAUCGGCCGGCGGCCCCAUCGGCCGCAUGCCUAGUAGGCGCUUUGGCAGCCGGUCGUCACGCAAGGGCAGAAGGGGCAAAGCCGCAGGAGCUCGAUCCCUGGCCGCGCCCGAGCCAGUCGCGGUCGCCUCCAUGGCCCUGGCACACGGCAUCGGCACCCCGCGAGACGGACCUUCGAUCCGCCCGCUGCCGCUGGCCAUCCGCAAAACCCCCAGUGACGCAUCAACCACAGGCACGUCACGCGCCAGGGCCCUGAGCCGCAAGCUGACGGUGCGCAAGCGGACGGCUUCGCAGAAGCCCUCGCUCCCUACCACCGACGAGGGCAUCGACUCUUUUGGGCAGUCAUGGGCGCGCAUGUCCCACCUGAUCCUCCGUGAUCUGCCUGGAGAUCCCGCCAAGGAGCACUCACAAGAACCAGCCAGCCACCAGCCCCGACAGAGCGAGGAGCGCCAGUAUCGGCAAGAGGUGCAGCAGCCUCCGCAGCAGCCUCUGCAGCAGACCCCUAUGGCCAUGCCCCGCGCCAGCAACGACGGCUACGUCGGCAGCCACAGCGUCCGACCCAGCAUGGACCGCCCUCGGAACGCCAGCGAAACGCGCCGUGUAUCACCGACACUUGUUGGCCGCCAGAGCUCAUCGUACCACCACCGCCUCGACGAGAAGACGCAGGCGUUUCAGGGCCAGGACGAUAUGGUGGAGAUUCCCAUUGUGGACGACGACGGAACCCGCGAGAUGAACAGUGGUCGCAACCGGGCGCUGAGUCUCGACUCGCAGAGCUCGGACCAGCACCUCCCGCCCUACUCCAAGGCUCCUCUUGCCGGCCACCGUGGCCUCUCCGAGGAGGCGCGGGCCAUGGCCGCCUGGGCAGAUGCCGAGAGGGCCUCGAUAGGAUCCCGGGGCCCCAUCGCCCACGGCUUCCAGCUGGCGGCGAUCCUGCUUGCGCUUGUGCUGGCAAUAUUCAUCGUCGGCAUGAACAUCAACAUCAUCGCCACGGCGGUCCCGCGCAUCAGCAGGGACUUUGGCACCUUCAACCACAGCUCCUGGUACGGGGCCGCCUUCCUCGUGGCCUGGUGCGCGUUCCAGCUCAUGUUUGGCCGCCUGUACAGCGUCUUCCCAGUCAAGUGGGUUUUCUCGUCGGCCCUGCUGGUCUUCGAGCUGGGUUCGCUCCUCGCGGGCGUCUCUCCCAACUCGCACGCCCUGAUCGCCGGGCGCGCCAUCCAGGGCAUCGGCGCUGGCGGUGUUCUAGCGGGCGCCUUCAUCAUCAGCGCGCUGCUCGUGCCGCUGAGCAAGCGGCCGCUGAUGGGUGGGCUGAUGGGCGCUCUGGAGGGAGCCGCCAUGAUCACGGCGCCAAUCAUUGGCGGCGCCUUCACUGACCAGCUGAACUGGCGCUGGAGCUUCUACGUUAGCCUCCCCGUCGUCCCCAUCGUUGCCGGCAUCAUCAUCCUGUGCUUGCACGUGCCGCCCGAGCACGCCACGUAUAAGGCCGUUCCCCGCGAGGAGCUUGGGGGCCUUUGGCAGCGGGCCGCACGCCUGGCUGGCAAGCUCGAUCUGGUGAGCAGCCUCGCGCUGGUGCCUGCAGUCAUCACCGUGCUGCUGGCCCUGCAGUGGGGAGGGUCCAAGUUCGAGUGGACCUCAGGCGCCGUCGUCUCCCUCCUGGUCGUUUCCAUCCUCUUCCUGGCCGUCUUUUGCUACUGUCAACACCUGAAGCAGGACCUCGCCAUGGUCCCCCCGCGCAUCUUCACGCAGCGCACCAUCCUCUCCGGAUUCUGGUUCAUGCUGUGCACCAGCGCGGCCCUCGUCGUCGUUACUUACUUUCUCCCACUCUGGUUCCAGGUAAUCACCAACGCUUCGCCUUCUAACAUAGGUAUCCGCUUGGUCCCCAUGCUGGUCGCUUUUGUCGUCGGCGUGCUCCUGUCGGGAGUAUUCGUCAGCGUUACGGGCCACUACGCACCCUUGAUGCUGCUCGGUACGAUCCUGAUGUCGGUAGGCUCAGGACUCCUCUCGACAUGGACGCCAAUGUCCGAGGGUGUGCUGCUGGCUGCGUUCCCGGCCAUCUUUGGUGCCGGCUGCGGAAUAGCCUUCCAGCAGCCCAUGGUGGCGGCCCAAUCGGUGCUCGGGGACGACGACAUGCCCAUCGGCAUCUCCGUCAUCCUCUUCGGCCAGGCCAUCGGCACGGCCCUGGCGCUCUCGGUGGCCGAGACGGUCUUUUCCAGCCGGCUUAGAACUAACAUCAGCGACAUGGCAGGCGCCGCCCUUGGACGCCACAGACUGAUCGAAGGCGGCGCGCAGGGCAUAAUCAAGGCCAUCACAGAGUCUGACGGGUCGCUGGCCCAGCUAAUGAAGGCCUACAACAAGGCAAUCACGCAGUCCUUUUACGUCCCCGUCGCCAUGGCGGCCCUCUCCGUCGUCGGCGCCGUGGCCAUCGAGUGGCGCAACGUCAAGCGCGAGGAGGCGCGGCGGAGGAGGGAGGCCGAGCUAAUAAUGAGGGAGAAGCAGGGACCGCACCCCCACCACCAGAGAUCCUUCAUGGCGCACAGUAUUGACCCUUGCCAGGCGGUUCCCUACAACCAGCAGCAGCAGCAGCAGCAACAGCAGUACGAGCGGCACUCGGCCGAGGCGGAUGCGACCCGCCCGCAGCCCUACGACCGCACUAACUCGCGCAUGGGUUCCCCGUACGACCAGCCGGCGUCCAGGAUGGGCUCGCCCUACGGCCAGAGCCACCACCAGUUCGGCGUCGGCGCCGCCGCGGGGCAGCCGGCGCCCUACGCGACGCAACAGAGCAACUACUUUCCGAACAAUGCUAACGCGCAGCCGGGUCUGGGCCUAGACGCGGGCAACUACAGCCAGGCGCCAGUCUCGGGCCGCUAACCACCAUGGCCGGGUGUGACCGACCUUUAGGAUGAAUCACCGAGCCACCUGAAUACCGACUAACCCUGUAUCACUACCUUUUUUUUUUCUCUUUUCGGAAUUUACGGCAACAGUUUUUUACGUUUGGGUUUUAAUGGCGUCCUUUGGUCUCCUUUCCAACCGUUUUCUUUUCUUUCCGCCUGGCACAAACUUGCCUCUUCUUGUUUAUACUAUUGUUUUGUUUCGCAUAUACCCCUGGAUCCAGAGGAAAUCUCCGGCCUUUGUUCACUCGUAUAAUUUUGGGG
Molecule: messenger RNA, 3474 nt
Organism: Gaeumannomyces tritici R3-111a-1
Lineage: Eukaryota; Fungi; Ascomycota; Sordariomycetes; Magnaporthales; Magnaporthaceae
Exons: 3
Coding region: 74-3190 (1038 amino acids)
Biological process (GO): transmembrane transport
Molecular function (GO): transmembrane transporter activity
Source: RefSeq, a predicted model, not a curated record